Cygnus olor (mute swan) is the source of this 1314-nucleotide messenger RNA. RefSeq names its product heparan sulfate glucosamine 3-O-sulfotransferase 1-like. The record is from RefSeq and is a predicted model, not a curated record. The transcript has a single exon. The coding region runs from base 1 to 930 and encodes 309 amino acids. NCBI's taxonomy places the organism in Eukaryota, Metazoa, Chordata, Aves, Anseriformes, Anatidae. Gene Ontology annotation, molecular function: [heparan sulfate]-glucosamine 3-sulfotransferase activity.
AUGGCCUUCCUACUGGUGUCAGCUUAUCUUCUGCUGACUCAUACUCAGGGUGCUCCUCUUGAGAAUGGGCCACUGUUGGAAACACUGAAGUCCCAGGUAGGAUUAUUCAGCAAUAAAAGCGAACACUAUUCAGCACAGGUGAGACCUCCUGGCACAAGCCGACGAAUACCUCAGACAAUUAUCAUAGGAGUUCGUAAAGGAGGGACAAGGGCUUUGCUGGAAAUGCUGGAUAUUCAUCCUAAUAUUGUAGUAGCAGCUACAGAAGUCCACUUUUUUGACUGGGAUGAAAAUUAUGUGAAAGGAUUAGACUGGUAUAGGAGUCUGAUGCCAUUUUCUUACGGAAAUCAAAUUACAAUUGAGAAAACACCAGGCUAUUUUACAUCACCACAGGCUCCAGAAAGAAUUCAUGACAUGAAUAGCUCCAUUAAACUGCUGCUCAUUCUAAGAGAUCCCACUGAGAGAGUUAUAUCUGACUAUACCCAAGUAUACUACAACAGAGUAGAAAGCCACAAGCCUGUUCAGCUUUUUGAAGAUAUUGUUAUUAAGAAUGGAGCACUUAAUACCAAAUACAAGGCUAUUCAGAGAAGUCUAUAUGAUGUUCAUAUGGAAAAGUGGCUUAAACAUUUCAGUUUGAAUCAGAUUCACAUAGUGGAUGGCAAUACUUUAAUCAAGGACCCUCUUCCUGAAUUACAAAAAGUUGAAAAAUUUCUAAAUCUUCCUUCCCGAAUUAUGUCUUCUAAUUUUUAUUUUAACCAAACUAAAGGAUUCUAUUGCAUUCGAAGUGAUGGAAGAGAGAGAUGUUUACACGAAUCCAAAGGGCGCCCCCAUCCUCUUGUUAACAACACUGUUUUAGAGCAACUUUAUUCUUACUUCAGAGAGCACAAUGCAAAAUUUUACAGAAUGGUUAAUCAUUCUUUUGACUGGCAUUAAUGCAUUUUGGAAUCAAUGUUUCUUAAAAAGGGCCUGAAACAAACUAGAGAUUCAUAUUAUGAAAAUUUUACAUACUGGUUAUAUAGAAGCAGAGAGAACUGUUUGCUUCAUUGGAAUAAGAUAUCCAUUAACUCAUUAAAAUGGUAGCCUUUGUUUUGGGAAAAAUAAGUUUCACAUAUUUGUAUAAUUACUCUGGGUCAUAUAAUAGAAUAAUAUUUUGAUCAUUUUCCCAUCAUGCAAAUAUGUUAGCUUCAGUGGACUUACUUCAGAUAUAUAUCUGUUACAAGAUUUGUGAUGUUUUAGAAAAAUGACUGCUUCUAACAGUGUAAAAAUGUACAUAUUUGAAAUGGUAUUAUUCUAACUGUUCCAUAUUUUUGGUUCUUA